This is a messenger RNA of Argentina anserina (silverweed cinquefoil), 827 nucleotides long. RefSeq names its product nuclear transcription factor Y subunit B-3-like. Gene Ontology annotation, biological process: regulation of transcription by RNA polymerase II. Gene Ontology annotation, molecular function: DNA-binding transcription activator activity, RNA polymerase II-specific; protein heterodimerization activity; RNA polymerase II cis-regulatory region sequence-specific DNA binding. Bases 123 to 689 code for a protein of 188 amino acids. NCBI's taxonomy places the organism in Eukaryota, Viridiplantae, Streptophyta, Magnoliopsida, Rosales, Rosaceae. The transcript has a single exon. The record is from RefSeq and is a predicted model, not a curated record. Gene Ontology annotation, cellular component: CCAAT-binding factor complex; nucleus.
CUCUCUCUCCCUCUGAAGCUUCUUCUUCUCCCUAAUUCUUCGUAAUCUCAGCAGUAAGCUCAUUCUAAUCGAUUUAUCGUGAGAUUAUUUUGGUUAGAAAUAAUAAUUAUUAGCGUGGAAAGAUGGGAGAUUCCGACAACGACUCGGGCGGCGGGCACAACAGCCCGAAGAGCGAGCUGUCGCCGAGGGAGCAGGACCGGCUGCUGCCGAUAGCCAACGUCAGCAGGAUCAUGAAGAAGGCGCUGCCGGCGAACGCCAAGAUCUCCAAGGACGCCAAGGAGACGGUGCAGGAGUGCGUCUCCGAGUUCAUCAGCUUCAUCACCGGCGAGGCCUCCGACAAGUGCCAGCGCGAGAAGCGGAAGACGAUCAACGGCGACGAUCUGCUCUGGGCCAUGACCACGCUGGGCUUCGAGGAGUACGUGGAGCCGCUCAAGGUCUACUUGCAGCGGUUUAGGGAGAUCGAGGGGGAGAAGACCAGCAUGGCCGCGCGUGAUAAGGACGCGAGUAGCGGCAACGGCGGGGUUGUGGGGUUUGAGGGAGGUGGGAGUGGCGGCGGCGGAGGAGGAGUCUACUGGCAGCAGCCGCAGCAGGGACACGUGUACGGCGGUGGGUUUCAUCAGAUGGGUGUUGGCGGGGUUGGGAUGGGAAAAGGUGGGCCUGGAUCCAACAUGGGUAGGCCCAGCAGAUGAGUUUGGAAAUAAUUUCCAUUGUUAAUUUUCCCCCGUCUCAAAUACUCUGUAAACUCCUGUUACUAUUUAGUGUCCUGAUUAAGACUUUCUCUUUGUCAGAAAAAAAAAAAACUCGUGAAUUUGAGUGAUAUUUGUACA